AUGGAGGAGGAGGUCAAUCAACGUGUUACCUGGCUUCUCUCGAGCUUAAAAGGCAAUGCUGGUGCCCCGCCACCAGAUAUUGCGGCCCAGCUCAAGGGAAUUGAACAAACGUCGAGGUCUCCCUCAACAUCCCUCCUAGAUCUUCCAUACGACAUCCUUUCUAUUAUCCUCGAGCAUGUACCACCAUACGAAAUUCCUCGUCUACGAAGGGUUUCCAGAGCCUUCAACAGCUUCCUGACCAAGGAUCACGUGCUUUCGCCUUUGCUCCGAUUUCACUUUCCCUAUCAUGUUAGGGAUUCGUUACAUGGAGGUGCUCUUCAACAGAAUGGAGGCAAUGACUACGAAACAAACACUCCAAAUGCUGGGGUUGGACAUAACAAUGUAAUUGUGGGAGCACCUCAGGCAUUUGAUUCGGCACUCAAGCGGUUUUUUAACCGAGCGAGGGGGAAGCCAACAUCGAUUACAGUUAUCAGUGGGGUUCGACUGGAUGCCUGUUACGAAACGGAAACCUCGUACGAUCACAUGUUCCUUGUAUUCCACCAUGUUUCUGGUCGAGUCUUCAUAUACGACAGCGGAAACCGCUUUCCCAACCGCCCUUACGUCACUCUUGACGUCCGGGGCCUCGGGCUCCCAUGGUUCGGGUAUAGAGUCCCUCGUCGGAACGUUCGACAAUCUGUCGUUCUAGACAAGCGAGUCUUGAUUGUGAGCGGAACGAGGGAAUUUGAAAACGACCCAGAACGCAGGAUCCCACAAGCAGUCUAUUCACUUCACAAUUAUCCGGAAGUUGAAUUUGUCGGGAUCUGGCGGGGAGUAUCAUAUCACGAACAUCUAAACAGCCUUUGCGCGAACGACGAGUGGAUCGGCUGCAGGGUCAAUAGACAUUUCAUCAAGCUCGUCAAAAUCUCAUCACUACGCCAGCGAACUGCCCAACCCGAGAACCCCGCUGGCGCUGGCCCCCCCAACAGCAGGCUCGCGCCAGCGCCACAUCCAUACGAGCUUACAUUUGCUCACCCUUCCAAAGGAUAUAUUAAGGAUGUACACCUUGCGAAGGAUCAUGUUUUUGUCUACUCUGUUAUUAUGGAUGAGGACGAGAACGGGCAUGGGCAAAUCGACGUUUUUAGCAUCAAUUUGAUCCCCAACGAGCACCGAGAUAAACAGCUAUACGAAAUUGCGCAUGUCCGAUCUGUGGUUUUACACGCGUGGCAAGGCAUGUUCAUGGAGUAUAUCGGGUAUCCGAAUCCCGAGGAUGUCCCCGAAGCGAUGAGAUGCCAGAGGUGGGAUAAAAUAUACCCGUUCAUGAAAGGGAGCCGCCACCAUGGAAUGCCUGAGGAGGAUGGUGAAAGUGUUAUGAUGACCCUUGGUAAAACUUUCAGAGCUAAUGGCAACAUACCUAUCGGUUGUGCGAGGAUUUUUGCGCAGUCAGAGAAAGCGAACCGGGAAGGCGAACCGUUGAUUGUUGAGACUGUGGCGCCGGGAAAUAUAAUUCCGUUCUGUGUGGCAUUAGAACAGGGGAUCCAGGAGGACGAUGCGAUGCAUACGCUUUUAUUGCCCGCUGCGAGAGGAACGAUGAAGAGUAGGGCGGAGAUUAUGGAAGAAAGUGAAGGUCAUAUAGGAUUUGUACCGCAACCGUGGGAUCCAGAUGUCCCAGCGAGUCCUGAUGCCAUGCACUUCAACUCUGGAAACUCACAAGAUCCACUGCCAGGAGAUGAUGCAGCCUACCUGUUACAUUUUGGAAACCCUGGCUUUGCAUUCGGGAAUGAUAAGAAAGCCGAACCGACGUUGCCAACCCCAAGCAUCAGAGAGGCAUGGUACUUGGAUCAGGACCAAACCCAGAGGACCAGUGUCAUUACAGAAGAGGGCUUAUUUCAUAUAUUCUAUGAUGAACCGGCAGUUGAUGAAAAGGCGUUGAAUUUGGUGACACAACAGAGCGCUACGGCUAAUGGUGGUGGCACCCCGACAUUAAAAGAUCCUAUCCAGUUAUUCCCGAGUCAUAUGCAGCAUAUCCCGCUCGAGGAAAUAUUCGAUAUAAACAUCCCGUUCUUAGAGGUUUCGUUUGAGAAUGCGACAAUUGGGGAUACCCCGAGUCAGCACGAAGAAGACAUGAAUGUCAAGAAGGCGAAAUUAGAUAAGCUAAUGAGAAGUGUAAGGGGUGGAUGGAGCUGCUAUGUUUGGAGCGCAGAGACAUGGAAUGGGUUCUUGAUUACAACCCCAGAUGAUGCAAAGAUGGUUGUUUUGAGGUAUGAUUGA
Orbilia oligospora ATCC 24927 is the source of this 2247-nucleotide messenger RNA. RefSeq lists its product as uncharacterized. The transcript has a single exon. Lineage: Eukaryota; Fungi; Ascomycota; Orbiliomycetes; Orbiliales; Orbiliaceae. The record is from RefSeq and is a predicted model, not a curated record. Gene Ontology annotation, molecular function: protein binding. Bases 1 to 2247 code for a protein of 748 amino acids.